CGGACUUCGUUAGUGUUCCUAAUUCGAAGAGUGUGACGUGUUGUGUGACAGAUGUGGUUUUUUUUUUAAGUGACGCAAAGGCGAGUGUACUUUUUAAUGCCAAGUGAGAAAGUUAAGGAAACUUCUACGUGAAUAUUUCUGAGUGCUCUGUGAAUAGAAAGUUUUGAUUUUUAUUUAUUUAUAUUUUUUUUUUCUUUUGACGAGUUUGUGAAUAUUCAAGGCAUUUCGGUGUCGGAUAAUGUGUUGAGUGAGUCAGAGAAGGCUGUCCAGAUGAACUCUAUGGCUCCUAACUCCAGGGGCUGACAAGAUGACGUCGGCUGGUCUUUUGGUCUUCUGCUCAGUGCUCACCCGGACGCUAUGCGUUAUUGCUCCACAGAUUCCAGAUUUCAAAACCGGUGACAAGAAAAUCAUCAACGGUCCUUUCUGGCACGAGGUCUUCACAGAGACUUAUGAAGACCACGAAGAAGACCCCUCAACUACUACUUCGGAACCCUUACCUUUCUUCGAAGACGAUGUUUCUACUAAUAACGUGACAGCACAGCUUGGCAGUCGCGUUCACUUACACUGUCGAGUUCAUGAUCUGGGGGAAAAGACCAUAUCCUGGGUCCGUCGUCGUGGUGAUGAGCUUCACUUGCUUUCCUUUGGCCGCCACACCUACUCAGCAGACUCUCGCUACUCCUUAGCCUUCGAACAUCCCAACGACUGGCGCCUCCUGAUCCAGUACGUCAGUGAAAGGGAUGAAGGUUUCUACGAGUGCCAGAUCUCUACCCACCCUCCUUUAGUUAGAAGGGUACAUCUUAGUGUUGUUGUACCAAAGGUAGAGAUAGUGGACGAACGCGGUCGGCCUCUGCAAGACAAGUUUUACAAAGAGGGCUCUAUCAUAGAGCUUCGCUGUGUGGUCAGCGAAGUGCCUCAGCCGACGCGUCAGGUCAACUGGAAGCAUGGCUCAAGGUUGCUCAACUAUGAUACUAAAAGGGGAGGCGUGAGUGUAAAGACGGAGGCGACAUCCAACGGCGCCCUAUCACGUCUGUACAUAGCGAAUGCCAACAGAAAUGACUCAGGGAACUACACAUGCUCACUGGCAGACGUCGCCGCGUCCGCUGUAUCAGUGCAUGUGUUGAGAGGCGAAAACCCGCUAGCGAUGCAACGGGGAGGCGCAUCAUGCAGUUCCGAUUCAUUGCUGGCUGUAACCGUCGCUUUCAUCAGCUGACACAUAGCCAGCGCGCUUUGGACGCGCAACAAUGCGUAAUAAUCGUAAUAUUAGUCGCAAUUACUAUGUUCGUAAACGCUAGAGUAAUCUUUCUCAGUCGGUAUUUGGUUGUAUCGUACUUUAAUGACUUCUCAGAAAAAUGAACUUUGAUAUCUAUGUAAUUGGUUUUGAUUUAGCUUGUAGCUGUUCUUGGAAUUUUAAUAGGGGGUUCAUUAUUCUGAAAUGUAUUUUAUUUU
Spodoptera frugiperda (fall armyworm) is the source of this 1446-nucleotide messenger RNA. RefSeq names its product lachesin. Gene Ontology annotation, biological process: synapse organization. Gene Ontology annotation, cellular component: neuron projection membrane. The record is from RefSeq and is a predicted model, not a curated record. The transcript is spliced from 7 exons. NCBI's taxonomy places the organism in Eukaryota, Metazoa, Arthropoda, Insecta, Lepidoptera, Noctuidae. Bases 308 to 1210 code for a protein of 300 amino acids.